GCAAAAUAAGAAGCUAAAAUAAGCCUUUGUUUAAAAGCCUAUUUACACAUAUGAUUUAUUACAAUGGAAGCAUGAAGCUUUUUGCAAAAAUUAUAUCUACUGAAAAUGUUUGAUAUAUUUUUAGAAGUGAACCACAUUCGCGCCGAGCUAAUUGGAAUAAUAAAAUAAUUUUGGGCACUAAACGAUUGUGAAAAACGAAGGCCAUCGUUACAACAUGGUGGAUUCGCAAUGAGUGAACAGCAAUUUUUGUUAAUUCCAGCGCUAGACUAAAUAAUUGAAGCGUUAAGGGAAAAAACAAUAUUUUCAAAUGCUAUAAGCAUUUCGUUCGUAAAAUAUCUGCGAGGAACCCAGAGGAAAUGUAACCUAUAAGAUUCGGCGCAUCGGAGUCGUACUCCUAUAGACUUAUACACAUGGUAGUGCUUAAAUUUGUGAUUUAACUUGAGUGAAAAUCUGGCUAAUAAAUUAGCAAGUUUUUUAAGGACCAAUUCAAGCGAAGUUGGUAGCAUAUCCAAAACUUGCACCACUUAAGAAAAAGAUAUUAACUAAUACUUAGGAGGAUUUAUCCUCCGAUAUUCAACCGCAGCUGCGUCCUUUAUUGGCGGCCCAAGGAGUCGUCGCCACACGCACCAAAUGAUUAUGACGAUGAUGCAGACGGGGAGGUCCUGGCAACAGGAAUCGGAUGCGGAGCAGCGAAAACAACAUAAGCAGCGAUGGCGACCUGAUGGGGCACACAUAUCAGCGGCUUACGACCUCAACAGUGAUAAUGACGACGGCCACCACAGGGUGGUGCAUAAUCAAAACAACGGCAGCCCAAACAGCUCUCCGAAUAAGAGCACUUCCGCCUUCCGACAGCGGCAACCGCACCGCCCACCCACCGGACAACAACCGCCCCGGCUGCCCUGUGCCGUAACCCACUUCUCCGGACACUGGACAACGCUGCUCAUCCUGCUCACUCUGCUCUCCGCCUCGGCGCUGACAGCCUCCGCCAAUGUCACCAGCACCAUCAGUCCGCCCAUCAACGGCAGCAGCACCGAUUACAUCCUGCUCUAUGGCGACUCCACCACACCCCUCGUGCCCGCCCUGACCACCGGACUCUCGGGGGACGGAAGUGGUGCGGUCAUCGAGGACGAGGAGGAUGCGGAGAAGGCCAGCGAGUACAUCUUUGAUCGCACCGAUGUGCGCAUAAUAUUCAUCACACUCUACACACUGGUGUUUUGCUGCUGCUUCUUUGGUAACCUCCUUGUUAUUUUGGUGGUCACAUUAUCACGACGACUGCGCUCAAUAACCAACUUUUUCCUGGCCAACUUGGCGUUCGCCGACUUCUGUGUUGGACUCUUUUGUGUGAUGCAGAAUCUGUCCAUCUAUCUGAUAGAGAGCUGGGUCUUUGGCGAGUUCCUCUGCCGCAUGUACCAGUUUGUCCACUCCCUGAGCUACACGGCCUCCAUUUUCAUCCUGGUUGUCAUCUGCAUGGAGCGCUACUUCGCCAUCGUACACCCCAUCACCUGCAAACAGAUCCUAACUGCGGCUCGUCUGAGGAUGGUCAUUGUCACAGUUUGGAUUACAUCGGCAGUUUACUCCACGCCCAAGUUUGUUUUCAGCAAGACCAUUAAGAACAUCCACACGCAGGACGGCCAGGAGGAGGAGAUUUGUGUCCUGGACCGCGAGAUGUUCAACUCCAAGCUGCUGGACAUGAUUAACUUCGUGCUCCUCUACGUUAUGCCGCUCUUGGUGAUGACGGUGCUGUACAGCAAAAUCGCCAUCGCCUUGUGGCGCAGUUCGCGCGGCCUCACGCCGCAUGUGGUGCAGCAUCAGCAUCAGCAUCAGCAGCCGCAGCAGGCAUCCUGCCAGGACAUUGGCAUGGGUAUGCACAACAGCAUGUACCACCACCAUCAGCACCACCAUCACCACCACCACCAGCACCACCAGCUGCAAUCGGCGGCUGCGUCGGCAGGAGUGGCGGGAGUGGGCUUGGGUGGUGGUGGCGGGGGCGGUCCUGGUCCGUCACUCGCUUCCGGCGGCAGCAGCACCACGUCCUUGUCCCGCAAACAGAGCAGUAAAUAUGAGAAGCGCGGCGUCAGCAUCACGGAGAGCCAGCUCGAUAAUUGCAAGGUUUCCCUGGAGGCCGAUCGUCCCAUUGUCAGUGCCUGCCGCAAGACGAGCUUCUACCACCACGGCCACGCCCACCACCAGCGGGCGGGCAACACCUCAGUGGGCGGCGGCGGAGGCGGGGCCGGAGCCACCCACAUGUCCCACUCGUCCAGCAACGUCCUACGCGCCCGGCGCGGCGUUGUCCGCAUGCUGAUAAUAUUCGUGCUGACAUUCGCCCUCUGCAAUCUGCCGUAUCAUGCCCGCAAAAUGUGGCAGUACUGGUCACGUUCGUAUCGCGGUGAUUCCAAUUUUAAUGCGCUGCUAACACCGCUCACCUUUCUGGUCACGUACUUCAAUUCGGGCGUAAAUCCCCUUCUCUACGCCUUCCUCAGUCGCAAUUUUCGGAAGGGCAUGAAGGAGCUGCUCCUCUGCUCCUGGAAGAAGGGCAAGGGCAAGUCCUCCUCCAACUCAUCGAUGCACCACAAGCGCAAGGCGCUGCAGACCCACUCGCUGCCCACGGACACCACCCACAUUGGGAACGAGCAGCUAUGAUGGCCACGCGGCUGGAGGAGGCCCCUCAAGCUCUUCGGGCGCCGCUCCUAGAACGCAGCCCAUCGAAGGAUGGACCCACUUCCUGUCCGUUAGCUAGUACUUCAUUGUGAUCUUGGUAGCCAGCCUAUCGCUCGGAUCGAGUCGGCGGCCAAAGCGGAACUGGUGUCAAGUUGUAUUGAUAGAGUAAGCCAAUUCUUAAGAGAAAACCAAUUAAAUUACAUGCAGCUCCUGGAGCAUUGCUCUCAAGUUCUUAGUCUAAGGAUAUGAUUUAAUGCGAGUCUGCAUCAAUAAAUAAAUUAAGCAGCAAGGAUCAUUACUGCUUGAAAAUAGA
Drosophila mauritiana is the source of this 2971-nucleotide messenger RNA. Its product is annotated as trissin receptor. Gene Ontology annotation, molecular function: G protein-coupled receptor activity. Lineage: Eukaryota; Metazoa; Arthropoda; Insecta; Diptera; Drosophilidae. The coding region runs from base 631 to 2640 and encodes 669 amino acids. The transcript has 10 exons. The record is from RefSeq and is a predicted model, not a curated record. Gene Ontology annotation, cellular component: plasma membrane. Gene Ontology annotation, biological process: G protein-coupled receptor signaling pathway.